Labrus bergylta (ballan wrasse) is the source of this 6750-nucleotide messenger RNA. The record is from RefSeq and is a predicted model, not a curated record. NCBI's taxonomy places the organism in Eukaryota, Metazoa, Chordata, Actinopteri, Labriformes, Labridae.
GUAGAUAGAGGCGGCAGCAUGCCGAGCGCAGUCGUCGCACAAUGCAACAUAGAAACUUACCCGAGCAGUGGAAGUAGACUUCUUCACCUUCAUGCCAACACAGGGUUGACUGCACGAGCGACACAAGGAGCCAAAGUCCAAGAGUACAGUGGUCAAACAUCAGCAGCGGCUCUGGUGAUCCGCUCUGCUCAGCACCUUCAGUAAGGAGAUUUGUCACACGCAACCUGAAGAGAUGAGCAGCACCAAAAAGAUGGAGGACGAGGCGGUGCUGGACCGGGGGGCGUCCUUACUAAAGCACAUGUGUGACGAGGAGGAGGUAGAAGGCCACCACACCGUUUACAUCGGCGUGCAUGUGCCCAAGAGCUAUCGGCGUCGGAGGCGUCACCGUCGGAGAACCGGCCACAAGGACAGAAAGGAGAAGUUGACAGAGAACACCUCUGACAAGUCGGACACGGAAAACAACGAUGAGGCCAGCAACAGCAUCCUCAAACCUCUCAUCUCACCAGCAGCCGAGAGGAUCCGCUUCAUGCUUGGGGAGGAAGAUGAUGGCCCAGCACCCCCACAACUCUUCACUGAGUUGGAUGAGCUCCUGUCAGUGGAUGGACAGGAGAUGGAGUGGAAAGAAACAGCCAGAUGGAUCAAGUUUGAGGAGAAAGUGGAGAAAGGAGGUGAACGCUGGAGUAAACCCCAUGUGGCCACACUGUCCUUACACAGCCUUUUUGAACUGCGCACGUGCAUAGAGAAAGGCACCAUCAUGCUGGACAUGGAGGCGUCCACUCUGCCUCAGGUUGUCGAGCUGAUCACUGACAACCAGAUUGAGAUCGGCCAGCUGAAACCAGAGCUGAAGGACAAAGUAAUGUACACGUUGCUACGGAAACACCGUCAUCAGACCAAGAAGUCAAACCUACGCUCUCUGGCUGACAUUGGAAAGACAGUCUCCAGUGCAAGUAGGCUGUUUACCAACCAGGAAAACGAUAGUCCCACCACAACUCACAAGAACCUGACCUCCAGCAGCCUGAACGACAUUUCUGACAAACCAGAAAAAGAACAGCUGCGGAACAAGUUUAUGAAGAAGUUGCCAAGAGACGCGGAGGCCUCCAAUGUGCUGGUGGGGGAAGUGGACUUCUUAGACUCGCCGUUUGUGGCGUUUGUUCGUUUGCAGCAAGCUGUGAUGCUGGGAGCCUUAACAGAGGUUCCUGUUCCUACAAGAUUUUUAUUCAUCUUGCUUGGACCCAAAGGCAAAGCGAAGUCGUACCAUGAGAUCGGCAGAGCCAUCGCGACGCUGAUGUCAGACGAGGUCUUUCAUGACAUUGCGUAUAAAGCCAAGGACAGACAAGACCUGCUGGCCGGUAUCGACGAGUUCCUGGAUGAAGUGAUCGUGCUUCCUCCUGGAGAAUGGGACCCGGCCAUCAGGAUAGAGCCUCCAAAAUCACUCCCCUCCUCUGACAAAAGGAAAAACAUGUAUGCAGGAGGAGACUCUCAGAUGAACGGAGACAUGCCUCAUGACGGAGGGCAUGGAGGAGGAGGAGGAGGAGGAGGAGGACACGCUGUAGGGGACGAGCUUAAGAAGACCGGAAGGUUCUGUGGGGGUCUAUUACUUGACAUAAAAAGAAAAGCGCCUUUCUUUGUCAGUGACUUCACCGACGCGUUUCACAUUCAGGCCUUGUCAGCCAUCUUGUUUAUUUACUUGGGAACUGUGACAAAUGCCAUCACCUUUGGAGGUCUGCUGGGAGAUGCAACAGAAAACAUGCAGGGUGUGCUGGAGAGUUUUCUGGGAACGGCAGUUGCAGGUGGGGUUUUUUGUCUGCUGGCCGGCCAGCCUCUCACUAUCCUCAGCAGCACUGGUCCUGUUCUGGUGUUUGAACGGCUGCUCUUUAAUUUUAGCAGAGAAAACAACUUUGACUACUUGGAGUUCCGGCUGUGGAUCGGUCUGUGGUCGGCGUUCUUAUGCCUAGUGCUUGUGGCCACUGAUGCCAGCUUCCUGGUUCAGUAUUUCACACGGUUCACUGAGGAGGGCUUCUCCUGCCUCAUCAGCUUCAUCUUCAUUUAUGAUGCCUUCAAGAAGAUGCUCAAACUAGCUCACCAUUAUCCUAUUAACUCCGAAUUUACGAUGGAGUAUGUCACACAGUACGACUGCCUAUGUAUGGCCCCCACUGUCCUCGAGAAUAGUUCAACAAUCAUUGGCGAUCCUUUGGAAGGUACUUCAGUCUGGUACUGGAACAACACUGAUCUUCCAAUGAACGCUACGUGGUCGUCCCUCACAAAGACGGAUUGCUUGAAGUACAAAGGGGAGCUGGUGGGCAUCUGUGACUUUGUCCCGGACAUCACCCUCAUGUCCUUCAUCUUGUUCUUUGGCACUUACACCUGCUCCAUGUGUCUGAAGAAGUUCAAGAGCAGCCCGUUCUUCCCCACCACUGUCAGGAAACUCAUCAGUGACUUUGCCAUCAUUCUGGCCAUCCUCAUCUUCUGUGGAGUUGAUAUUCUUGUAGGAGUAGAUACUCCAAAACUCAUUGUGCCAACUGAAUUCAAGCCAACAAGUCCUCACAGGGGCUGGUUUGUGCCCCCUUUCGGCGGAAACCCCUGGUGGGUGUACAUUGCCUCUGCGCUUCCUGCCCUGCUGGUCACCAUCCUGGUUUUCAUGGACCAACAGAUUACUGCUGUGAUCGUCAACAGGAAGGAGCACAAGCUGAAGAAAGGGGCAGGUUACCACUUGGAUCUGUUCUGGGUGGCAGUCCUGCUGGUGGUUUGCUCCUUCUUGGGUCUGCCGUGGUACGUGGCUGCCACAGUUAUCUCAAUCGCUCACAUCGACAGUCUGAAGAUGGAAACUGAAACCUCGGCUCCGGGAGAACAGCCCAAGUUCCUGGGUGUGAGGGAACAGAGGCUUACUGGUGUGGUUGUGUUCAUCCUGACAGGACUAUCUGUGUUUAUGUCUCCAAUUUUAAAGUUUAUCCCCAUGCCUGUGCUGUAUGGAGUCUUUCUUUAUAUGGGAGUCGCUUCACUCAAUGGAGUGCAGUUUAUGGAUCGUCUCAAGCUGCUUCUGAUGCCAGCCAAGCAUCAGCCGGACCUGAUUUACCUGCGACACGUCCCCCUCAGGAAGGUCCACCUCUUCACCUUCAUCCAGAUUCUCUGCUUGGCUCUGCUCUGGAUCCUCAAGUCCACUGUGGCUGCUAUUGUAUUCCCCGUCAUGAUCCUGGCUCUAGUAGCUGUCAGGAAAGCGAUGGACUACAUGUUCUCCCAGCAUGACCUCAGCUUCCUGGAUGAUGUCAUCCCAGAAGACAAGAAGAAGAAGGAGGACGAGAAGAAGAAGAAGAAAAAAAGAGGCAGCAUAGACAGCGACGCUGAAGACUCUGACUAUCCUUACAAUGAAAAUGUUCCCAGCAUUAAAAUCCCCAUGGACAUGAUGGAGCAGGAGCCCUUUUUAGGUGAUAAGGCCUCUGACAGAGAGAAGUCCCCUUCAUUCCUUGAACGACACACAUCGUGCUGAGCAGCUGCGCUACUACCAAGCUAACUGCUUGUCCAGCCCUGAGAUGAGUCCGCUGAAGUCUGUGCCUCAGAUUAGAAUAGACAUGGACCCAGACGAUGAUAAUUCAUUCUACUGGAAGAGCCGAGGAUCAGAAACGUCUUUGUAAAGCACCGGACCACAGCUGAGCAGGUGUAUCCCACGGCAACUGCAGGGCCACUCGGAUGUUUUUCCUUUUUUUUUUUUAAAUGUUCUUUUUUAACCCUUCAAUUCAAGUUAAACUGCCUCCCCCGCCCCCCCAUCCUCUAAUAAUUAAACUAUUUCAAAGAUUUCCUUCCUCACAGUCCUCUAUUGUAUUUUUCUCACAGAGUUAACAGUUUUUAACUACACAGUUAAUAUAACUUCUUACUACUCUUCUAUGCAUCUCCUCUCACACUUCACUGAUCUACAGUAAAUGCUGAAGCUCUCUCUGAUCACGCACGGACCCCCCCCCCCCACCCACCCCCAUCCACCCUACUCUUUUUUAUAUCAAUAUAUAUAAAUAUCAUCUAUCGGAAUUUUUAUAUAAAUGGAAUUACUCUUAUAACAUUUUCCUGUAGCAGGAAAAAUAUGUUUUUUAUAGCUCUACCUCUUUGUUUUAGAAUAAAUGCUUAUUAUGAAAAAGGCAACAUGUUAAUUUUUGACGCAGCAUGGGGUUUUCAUAUAUUCUCUGUCGUCUAUAGUAGAGUUGAAAUGAUUCAAGAGAUUCACUCUAUUAUAGCUGUUAAAGGAAGGUGUGCUUAGAUCUUUGAAUAUAAUAACAGUGAAUUAACGAUGCAUAUUUGUGUGUGCAGAAAAAGGUAAAUAUUUUUAUGAUCACUUUUGAUGCAGUUUUGUUCGCUUAAUUUUCUCUUUCUAAUUUUCAGAACUUUUCUUUCAUCUUCUUCAAACUUUUGUUAUUUCUUUAAAUUAAAUCACUUUAUCUUUUUUUUUUUUUUAAGAUUACAUCAUUUGUGUAUGUCCGUAACUUUUUCUUGUGUCUUUCAUGUUGUUUUUUUUGUGGGUAGAAGAAAGUAAAGCAAUACAUAAUCAUCUGAUAUUUUCAGCCAAACUUUAACUCUAGGGAAUGCAUAUCAUAUGUUUGCUUUUUGCUGCACAAACUACUUUACCUAAGUGGCUUAUAAGAGAUCGAUCCAGACUGAAACUCUUAUGGUAACGCUAUAAAAUAAGAAGGGAACCCAACCCCAUGUGAACUCCAGGUUGUCAGACAGUUUCAGUCCACAGCAGGGGGCAUUUCUUCAGUCUCAGCUUCUGAUUCAAUGAUUCUAAAAUAACCUGUUACAAUAGGUUUAAACAGAAAUCUCAGAGGUUUUUUAUUAUGAAACUUACAUGACUUUUUUUAUACUCUGAGUUCUUGGUCACUACUAGCAUUUUUCCUCUCCAUACAGGCUGAAACGCAAGCCUUGUUUUUAGAGCAACGUAACUGGUUAUGGGGGAAAAGUGUGCUAAAAUGCACAGAUGCUAAUACACAUGAUGAUAACAAUUACAGAUUUGCUUUUUACUUCAAGUUUCCCAUUCUGAUACUUAAACCUCUGUUGUUGUAAUGCAGAUAUGAGGGAAACACUGUACUUUUGUCUCCACUUCUUCUUUACACUUUGAAAAUAGAAAAACAGAUGAUAAGAUGCGUGACAAACUUUUUAUCCAGUAGUUAACAAAGUGUCUUAAACUGGCUCCAUGUUGUUGGUUACUAUACAUCAUUAAUGCUAUAGCUAAAUGAUCCAAAAUACUUCAUCCUCCACUUUUCAUUUUCAAUGUGGGUUUUUCAGUGCAUCAUUAUGUUUGUUUCAAGUCUUACUGUCUUGUUAAAUUACACCCUGAAGGUUUUAAAAACAUGAACUUUGUAUUUUUACAUAGUUUAAUGGAUAACAAAAAUCCAACCAGGUUUCAUGAAAGCAUCAACUGAUCACGGGAUUUUUGAACCAGAAAAAUCUGGCCAAAGAACCAGAAAUACUGCUUUUACAAUAACGUCCUGUAUGAAACUCCUCAUGAAGUUAAAGAACAAAAGAAUUAGCAUUCAUAUUCACAAAGUAACAAUAAGUGAUGAACCAUUUUAAAAGGACAUAUAAACUACAUUCAUGUGUAAAACACUUAAAUGUUAAUUGUAAAUGUGGGCCUUGAUUUUAAAGAUAUAGCACACUGAGCUUUAUUGUGGGAAUGAAGUAUAAAAAAAAUUAUGUGUAUUUAUAACCAAAAUCUGUAAAAAUAAGUGAAGCAGCCAGACAACUGGCAUGCAGUAAAAUAAUUAAACAUUUCCAUCUAAUAUACGAUUCAAAUUAAGUAUUUUACUGUUUGGGUGCUACAAGUGUUGAGAAAAUUGAGAAAUAUACUUGUAAAAUAAAUGAAAGGAGGACUUUCAUAUUUGGGAGAUCCUCUUUUCUGGGAAUACUUUCGAUAUCGGAUACUUAUAUGGGCAAUACAUUUUGUGUACCAUCUUUUUCUUUUCCAUCUUUUUCAUUAACUCUCAGUGUACAUGUGACAUGUGAGUGUGUUUCUUUCUAGACUUGUAAAAAUCAGCCUAAAAAUAACAUCCACUGUUGUCUUUAGGACGCAAGGCAAAUGUUGUAAAAAACUCUGUUUAUCAUUCAAAAAGGCCUCUCAGAUGUGACGACUUGACACCUAUUGGCCAGUAUUUCCUACAUAUGAGCCAGAGUUGAUGUUCAUCACUUCAUUUACCCCCCAUUUGAUCUGUAAAGGCACACUGAAGCACUUUCUUGCUUGUUUUUUUGUUUUAGUGUAAAUGUGUCGUCGCAGAUUUCAUUUGAAGCUGGAAUCCUGUCUGUCUUCAUCACCACUAUAGAAAUCAAAUGUUUGAUCAAUGAGCCACCUUCCUCCUCCUCUGAAAAUCAUGUAAAUAAAGGGUAAAGGAACGUCAGCUCAAACCGAAAUGCUCUUUUUGUAUCAUCACGUUCAUUGUGUUAUUGUUUUGUUCAGUUCGUUUCAGAUUAUCAAUGAAAGAACUGAUUUAUACUCCAUAUCAGUCGAAAGCAGAGAGUGGAGAAAAGUGUGACUUAAGGUCCCAGAGAUUUCAUGUGGGAAAUUGUUCAGUUUAAGUUGUGUCACUCUGUAAACGUGAAAAAAAAAAAAAAGAAUCUACAAUAUUAAUGAAAACACUUGUUAAUUUUAGAGAACAGAAUACUGAUUUCAAUAUUAUUUUUCUUUUUGUGACUCUUAGAACAGGUGAAAUGGUUUAUUUUAGAAUUUAUAUUUUUCAAAUGAAAUGUAUAUUGAAAAUAAACACAAUGAUCAAGCAA